AUGGGAAAAUCCUCAUUGGCAACAACAAGAAACAAAAAGGCACAAAUCGAAGAAGACUCUGAAUCGGAAAGCGGUGAAUCAGGAAUUGCAGAAAUCAAAAAGGAAGCCGAUGAUAUCCUUGAAGAGGAUCAAUCAUUCCUUGUAGAUCACUCAGCCGAUCUAGACUUCUCGUUCCUGGAGGAUGACCCCUCUGAAGCGCGCGAUCCAGACAAAUCUUUCCUUCCGGAUGAUUCUGUCCUGACAAAUCAAACCGUGGAUCAAACAGUGGAUCAAUCAGAAGGUCGCACCCAGCCACAAGCGGCUGCAUCCCUUCCCAAAGGCGCGGAAGAAAAGCAAGAUUUGUGUCAAAUGGCUCCGUCAAAGGCGCCUCUUUGUUUGAAGUUGAAGGUCACGGCUCCGAAAGAACCAAAACCAAGCCCAGGCGCUCUAGCAGGAUCAGGAAAGUCGUGUAGGGUGUAG
This is a messenger RNA of Puccinia triticina, 459 nucleotides long. RefSeq lists its product as uncharacterized. The transcript has a single exon. The coding region runs from base 1 to 459 and encodes 152 amino acids. The record is from RefSeq and is a predicted model, not a curated record. Lineage: Eukaryota; Fungi; Basidiomycota; Pucciniomycetes; Pucciniales; Pucciniaceae.